Messenger RNA from Syzygium oleosum, 1178 nucleotides. Its product is annotated as WAT1-related protein At5g40240-like. Lineage: Eukaryota; Viridiplantae; Streptophyta; Magnoliopsida; Myrtales; Myrtaceae. Gene Ontology annotation, cellular component: plasma membrane. The transcript has 7 exons. Gene Ontology annotation, molecular function: transmembrane transporter activity. The record is from RefSeq and is a predicted model, not a curated record. The coding region runs from base 12 to 1157 and encodes 381 amino acids.
GAGAGAGAGAGAUGGAGGGGAGAGCGAGGGGUCUCCUGCCGUUUGUGGGGAUGAUAAUGGUGGUUCUGGCUCAAUCGAGCAACGUGGUGGUGAUGAAAAUGGCCAUGUCCGAUGGGAUCAACAAGUGCACCAUGGUCUUUUACAGCAACGCCCUCUCCUCUCUCGUCCUCCUUCCUUGUCCCUUCAUCAUCUCUCGCAGGUCAGGGUCGUGUCCUCCUCUCACUUUCGCUGUACUUGGCAAGAUCUUCUUGCUCGCUCUGGUUGGAUUCGGAUCACAGAUGUGCGGGUAUGUCGGCAUCGAUUACAGCUCCCCUGUUCUGGGCACUGCCAUGAUGAACCUCAUCCCAGCUUUCACUUUCAUUCUCGCCAUGUUUUCGAGGAUGGAGAAAGUGAAUUGGAAAAGCUCAAGCAGCCAAGCUAAGCUUGUGGGAACCAUCGCGUCAAUUCUUGGUGCAUUUGCAGCCACUCUCUACAACGGUCCACCGAUUCUCCACUUGCCUUCUGCUCCUCCUUCUGUCCAACCUCGUCGCCUUCUUUUUCUUCUCUCGCAGCAAUCGAAUUGGAUUCUUGGCGGGUUUCUCGUCGCGGCUGAAGCUUUCUUGAUAUCAUUAUGGUACAUUAUACAGGCAUUUAUCCUCAAAGAUUAUUCUGUGGUGCUGAACAUGAUGUUCUAUGUAAUGUUCUUUUUGACAAUUCUUUCCAGGCUAUUGUCCUUCGUUAUGGUGAGAGAACCACAGUCAUGGAUUCUGAAAGUGGACGUGGGUUUGAUCGCUAUUUUAUACUCGGCUUUGGUUUCUGGUGUCUUCAGAGUCACAUUGAGUACAUGGUGCCUCGAGAGAACUGGACCUGUUUUUGUCUCCAUGUUCCAACUUUUGGGAAUUGCAUUUGCUGUAGGAUUGGGGUUCAUAUUUCUCGGCGAAACGUUAUACCUUGGAAGUUUGAUCGGACCGAUUGUGAUUGUGAUGGGAUUCUUCGCGGUAGUGUGGGGAAAGUCCAAAGAGGAAGAGAAGACAAUCGAGGGGAGUGGGGUUGGGGGGAGCUUGGCAUCCUCCAGCCACAAGAUUCCUCUGCUCCAAAACACAGCUUCAAGUGUGUGGAUAUCUGUACAUGUUCAUAGAGACACUACCCUUUUGUCCUUUGGUAUGAACUCUAAUUGAGUAUUUCAACGGGCCGAUCUU